This is a messenger RNA of Mycena indigotica, 1272 nucleotides long. RefSeq lists its product as uncharacterized. The transcript is spliced from 15 exons. The record is from RefSeq and is a predicted model, not a curated record. Lineage: Eukaryota; Fungi; Basidiomycota; Agaricomycetes; Agaricales; Mycenaceae. Bases 13 to 1272 code for a protein of 419 amino acids.
UCGUCAACGUCCAUGAUUCCAUCGCUGCACACCAGGACUUCUGCUGCAGGUGCAGUCGAGGUGCCAACGGUGAUCUACCAUUCAGCAGAGAGAUGGAUGGUUUCGGUUGGGCUAUUCUGCGCAUGCCGAUCUACACGGUGCGAAAGUGGUAAAGCGCCGUCGCCGAGAUGCGAUGGGAUGACUCGCGGGCGGUGGCCAUCUGCAUUGCCAGCUGCAGUGCAUCACGCUCUCUUCUGCACACUCUCCUUCAAGUUUGACCUCUCCCGACCGCUAUCUCAACCUCACACGGGCAGGAUGUUUCCAAGUGCAAUUGCCCACUGGAACGAGUCCGAGGCGGAGGCUGCAGCACUAGCGACGUUCAUCCGCGAAAACCGCUGGUCCAACUACUGGUACCUUAUCCCCUCCGUAAUCCUCGUCUACGACCAUCUUUUGACGCUCGCGCCUGAGCUCGCCUUCGUCUGGAGAAAGCACAGACGGCUAAGCUUCUGGCUGUUCGUGCCGCUGCGCUACCUUGCGCUCGGGGGCACUGUCGCUAUGCUGUUCCUCAACUUCGGCCCGGUCCCGUAUGAGCAAUGCCAUAUAUGGACGCUCGCGAAGGUGGCGCUUAUUGUGGUGCAGUGUGCGCUCGCCGGGGUCAUCCUCGUUCUCCGCGUGUAUGCCCUCUACAACUGCCACCGGGGGAUCCUCGCGCUGUUCGCCGUCGUGGGCACUGGUGCCGUCGUCGCCGCUGUUUGGUCUAUCUUCGGACAGCAUGCACUCCUCGCAGCGGACACGUCACAGUCGGUGUAUCUCGAGAAUGCCGCGCUCACGGGCUGUCACUAUGCAGUCAGCCCGCAUCUCGCUCGUCGCCUGGCGCUCGCCUGGCAAUCCCAGCUCGUCUGCGACAUCCUCAUCUUCGGGCUUACACUCUGGCGCUCGCUCUACCACAGGUACAGCCUCCACGACUCGCUCAUCACAACACUCAUCCGCGAUGGAUCCCUGUACUUCGCCGUCCUCGGGCUGGUCAACGCUGCUAACAUUCUGAUGUACUAUCUCGGCGACGAAUGGACAGCCGACAGCCUCUCCUGGUUCGCCUCCACAAUCGCGGUCACCAUGAUCUCGCGGCUGAUGCUGAACCUGCAUCGGCACGCCGACAUCGGCGUCAUGGCCACCGGCGCAGGGUCGAGCAUCCCGGCCGUAUCGGGCUUCCGCGUGACGGUCAGCGAAGACCAAGGCAUCGAAGAAUUGCGCCGGGUGCACGUACGCACGGAGUCGUUCGUUAUGGUUAGAUGA